CUAUCACAAAAAGAGGAAGUGGCGGAGAAAGAGCAGUCAAACACAUGCACUCAAAGAGCAACCGCAAUCAUGAGCAUCCCAGUCUGGGGAACCGAACCCUUCAACCGCUCUUCCAAUGAAACCUUCUCCACGUGCGAGCAGCGCCACGGCGCCUGGAUCGGCUACGUCUUCAUGGUGGUCUACAGCCUGGUUUUUCUGAUGGGUCUGCUGCUGAACGGCUUGACGCUAAAGGUUUUUCAGCGUGGUGCUCGUUCAUCACGCUGCGUCACUGUCUACCUGAAGAACCUGGCGGCCGCCGACUUCCUGCUGACUCUUUGCCUUCCCUUCCGCAUCGCCAAGCACGCCGGCGCUUUCCGCCUGCACCUUUGGGUCUACUGCAGUUUCGGGGCACCGGCCUUCUACCUCAACAUGUACGCUAGCAUCCUGUUCAUGGGAUACAUCGCCGCCAACAGGUACCUGAAGAUCGUCCAUCCCUUAGGAACGCACUCGCUACAGUCGGUGCGGGCGGCUCACGUCGUCUCAACAAUUUCGUGGCUGGUCCUUUUAACCCUGGCGGGAACUUACGUGGUCCUGUCACUGGUCUCUGGCCAGGCUCUGACCCGGCCGUCGAGCUGUGAGGAACAACUAAGUGGGCAGUUAAAGGUCUUUUACAAGGCAGCUCACGUUUUCUCGGCCGCCAUCUUCUUACUGGUCCUGGCGGCGCUGCUCUUCUUCUAUGGCAGCACCUCCCGCAGGCUGGCGGCGGUGCAGCGUCGCCGGCCCUCCUCGUCCGGAUCGCGCCGGCUGGCUCGGUCGCGGCGCAACAUGCUGGUCCUGUCCGCCAUCUUCUGCGUGUGUUUCGUGCCCUACCACCUGGUGCGUCUGCCAUACGCCGUGUCGGAGCACGCCGACGGCUCGGCCUUUUUCUACCUGAAGGAGGCCGCCGUCGCCCUGUCCGUUCUCAACGUCUGCCUGGACCCGCUCAUCUACUUCACGUUCUGCAAAGCGUUUCGGCAGCAGCCGGGGCGAGGCGGCGCCAUCGCGUCGGCGAAGCUCGCCAUCGCCAACCCGGAGACCAGCGACGGGCAAAUGUUGAAGAAGACGUCUGGUUACCCUUCCACUACUGACUUCACUUGACAGUUGCCUUAAAUGACUUCUUUUCAAUGACCUUUGAUGGGAACGUUGCCCCCACCAACAUGGCUGCCAGUCUGCCAUAUAGACUAAGUGGGGGCAUAUAAUACAAUGAUACAGACCUAUCAACAGAAAAUAGUAGGAAUUAAACAGGAAGUUUAUCAGAAGUGCCCCAAAAAUCAACACAUAGUGACCCAAAAUGCACCAAAAUUAACAUGAAAUUAACAGAAAAUGAACAGGAAGUGACAUAGAAAUGCCCCUAAAUCAACAGGAAGUGACCAAAAAUGUACCAAAAUUAACAAGAAACGAAUCAAAAUCAACAGGAAGUGAAUGAGAAGUGCCCCAAAAUCAAUUGGAAGUGACCCAAAAUGCUACGAAAUUAACGGGAAAUUAGUCAAAAUCAACAGGAUGUGACCUGAAAUGGACCAAAAUUACCAGGAAGUCAACAAAAAUCAAUAGGAAGUAACUAAAAAUGCACAAAAAUUAACAGGUGUCAACCAAAAUCAACAGCAAGUGACCCAGAUAUGCCCCGGAAAUAGCAGGAAGUGACCCCCUAAAUGCCCUAAUAUCAACAAGAAGUGACCAAAAAUGCACUAAAAUUAACAGGAAAUGAACCCAAAACUAACAGGAAGACGACCAAAAUCAAUAGGAAGUGACCCAUAAAUGCCAUGAAAUCAACAGGAAGUUACCCCAAACCAACAGGAAGUGACCCCAAGUCAACAGGAAAUAACCCAAAACAGUAAUUAACCCAGAAAUGCCACCAAAUCAACAGGAAGUAACCCAAAAUAAACAGGAAGUGACCCCUCAAUGCACCAAAACUAACAGGAAGACAACCAAAAUCAACAGGAAGUGACCCCUAAAUGCACCAAAAUCAACAGGAAGUAACCCAAAAUAAACAGCAUUUAACUCAGAAAUGCCCCAAAGCCAACAGGAAGUGACCCAAAAUCAACAGGAAGUAACUCAAAACAGUAAUUAACCCAGAAAUGCCACCAAAUCAACAGGAAGUGACCCAAAAUAAACAGGAAGUGACCCCUCAAUGCACCAAAACUAACAGGAAGACAACCGGUAUCAAUAGGAAGUGACACCUAAAUGCCCUAAAACCAACAGGAAGUGACCCAGAAUCAACAGGAAGUAACCAAAAACAGCUAUUAACCCAGAAAUGCCACCAAAUCAAUAGGAAGUGACCCAAAAUAAACUGGAAGUGACCCCUCAAUGCACCAAAACUAACAGGAAGACAACCAAAAUCAAUAGGAAGUGAGCCCUAAAUUCCCCAAAAUCAACAGGAAGUUACCCAAAACCAACAGGAAGUGACCCUAAAUCAACAGAAAGUAAACCAAAAUUAACAGAAAUUAACUCAGAAAUGCCCCAGACCCAACAGGAAGUGACCCCUAAAUGCCCCGCAAUCAACAGGAAGUGACCCCAAAUCAACAGGAAGUAACCCCCCAAAAAACAGUAAUUAACCCAGAAAUGCCACCACAUCAACAGGGAGUGUCUCAAAAUCAACAGGAAGUAACCCAAAACAAACAUGACUUAACACAGAAAUGCCCCCUAAUCACCAGGAAGUGACAAAAAAUCAGCAGGAAGUGACCUCUAAAUACGCCAAAAUAAAAAGAAAGUUACCUGACCUAUCACCGGAAUGAGUAAGAAAUGAGCGUGUUCGGAAUUCUUUUCAUUUACCAAUAAAAUGUAAUGUUGCCCCUACCAACAUGGCUGCCAAAUAAGCCAAGUGGGGGCAAAUAAUACAUUGAUAAAGGCAAAUACUGGAAACACGUCCUUUUUUUUUAUUAGCUUUUAAUUGUACUCUGGGCUUGCAGAAAAGCUGCACUUUCAUCAAAAUGCAAUAUAUAUGUAUAUGCACAGUAUAUCAAUUCAUUGGCUGCCAUUGACAGCGAUGGACGUCCAAUCCAUUUGAAGUGGUAGAGCUUGCAGUUAUCAUCCUAUGAGCAUGUUUGACAGGAAUGUUGCCCCCACUAACAUGGCUGCCAAAUAGGCCAAGUGGGGGCAAAUAAUACAUGAGUAGAGCCAAAGCCAUCAGUGAAAACAUGGUAUACUACGCAUACGAUUGCCUCAUCCUAUUACUAUGCGCGAACUAUUGUCCAUUUUGGCUUACUGUAACUCAUUCUCCUUUGGAUGUGGAAAAAAUGUUGAAAAUUCAAAGCGAGACGGUCCGUAGCGGGAUGACUUUUUGUCCUUUUUAGGCCAGCGAACAGCACGGCGGAGGAACCGGGUCAUUUGGUGUCGUGGGAACGGGGAAAAAAAAAUAAAUAAACACGUGCUUUCAAUUUGAGCCGACGUCACUUUUAGCUUCACUUCUCGGCUGUUUUGUAGACUCUUUGCCGGCCAUUGAUGGGGAUAGAUGUCCUAUCAAUGGCGCUGAUACAAGAGCAUUUGCAGCUAGAGUUGCUGGUUUAAACGAGUAGGACAUUUUUGGCGGGAAACGGUUCUGGUACAAUUUGGGACUAAUUUCCUAUGCAUUUUGGGCCAUUUUCUGUUGAAUUUAGAGCAUUUAUGAACCACUUCCUGUUCAUUGGGUACUGCCGACUACUUAAGGGGCAUUUCCAGGUUACUUCCUGUUGGUUUUGGGUCAUUUCUUGUUGAUUUUGGGGCAUUCAAGUUUCACUUCCUGUUGACUUUGGGGCAUUUCUGGUUCAAUUCCUGUUUAUUUUGCGUGACUUCCUGUUGAUUUUGUGGUAUUAAUGGGUCCUUGGGCCACUUCUUGUUCAUUGGGUACUGCCUACAAAUUUUGGGGACAUUUCCAGGUUACUUUCUGUUGGUUUUGGGUUACUUCCUGUUGAUUUUAGAACAUUUCUGGAUCAAUACCUGUUAAUUUUGGGUGACUUCCUGUUGGUUUGUGGUCACUUCCUGUUGGUUUUGGGUCAUUUAUUGGACUUUGGGACACUUCCUGUUCAUUGGGUACCUUCAAACUAAUUUUGGGGUAUUUCUAGGUUACUUCCUGUUGCUUUUGGGGCAUUUACAGGUCACUUCCUGUUGAUUUUGGGGCAUUUACGGUUGACUUCCUUUUGACUUUGGGGCAUUUUUGGGUCAAUUCCUGUUUAGUUUGGGCAACUUCCUCUAGAUUUUGAGUCACUUCCUGUUGAUUUUGGAUCAUUUAUGGGUCUUUGGGCCACUUCCUGUUCAUUGGGUACUGCCUAUUAAUUUUAAGGUAUUUCUCAGUUACUUCCUGUAUGUUUUGGUGCAUUUACGGGUCACUUCCUGUUCAUUUUGGUGCAUUUAAGGUUCACUUCCUGUUUCACUUUGGGGCAUUUCUUGGUCUUUGGGCCACUUUCUGUUCAUUGUAUACUGCCUAUUCAUUUUUGGGCAUUUCCAGGUUACUUCCUGUUGAUUUGGGGGCAUUUAAAGGGCAUUUCCUGUUAAUUUUGGUGCAUUUUAGGUUAACUUCCUGUUGACUUUGGGGUAUUUUUUGGUCUUUGGGCCACUUCCUGUUUAUUGGGUACUGCCGACUAAUUUUGGGGCAUUUCCAGGUUACUACUUGUUGGUUUUGGGUCACUUCCUGUUGAUUUGGGGGCAUUUAUAGGUCACUUCCUGUUGGUUUUUGGUCAUUUAUGGGUCUUUGGGCCACUUCCUGUUCAUUGGGUACUGCCUACAAAUUUCUGAGCAUGUCCAGGUUACUUCCUGUUGGUUUUGGGGCAUUUAUGGGUCACUUCCUAUUAAUUUUGGUGCAUUUAAGAUUCACUUCCUGCUGCAUUUCUGGGUAUUUUGGGUGACUUUCUCUAGAUUUUGGGUCACUUCCUGUUGAUUGGGUACUGCCUACUAAUUUUGGGGCAUUUCCAGGUUACUUCCUAUAGGUUUGGGUCACCUCCUGUUGAUUUUGGAGCAUUUAAGGUUCACUUCCCGUUCACUUUGGGGCAUUUAACCCCAUAACCAUGUUUAUUUUGGGUGAUAUCCUGUUGAUUUUGGGUCACUUCCUGUUGAUUUUGGGUCAUUUGUGGGCCAUUUCCUGUUUAUUUUAGUUGUCUUGGUGUAAUUAUGGGUCACUGUUAAUUUUGGGGCAUUUCUGGGUCAACUAGUGUUUAUUUGGGCUUACUUCUUGUUGAUUUUGGGUCACUUCCUGUUGAUUGUGGGGCAUUUAUGGGUCACUGAUGAUUUUGGGGCAUUUCAGGGACAUUUGGUGUGGUUUUGGGUUACCUCCUGUUGAUUUUAGGGUGUUUCCAGUUCCAUUUUCUGUGCUAUGUGUGGUUUUGAGUGAUUGUUUUGAUGAAUUUUGAUGCCUAACAUAUUCAGAGUGAUUAUUAUGCCGAUUGCAGUUUUGAAUGAUUGUUUUGACUAAAGAAGUUUGUGAUUGUCAUGCCACACAUUCCUUUUCAAAGUAACUUUUAAGGUAAUUGUCAUUUUGAGUGCUUGUUUUGAUAAUACGAGUGUGUGAUUGUUAUGACACAAGUAGCUUUUCAGAGUGAUUAGCAUGCCAAAUUUAGUUUUGAAUGAUUGUUUUUGAUGGAACAAGGUUUGGUUUGUCAUGCCUUCAGUGGCUUUUCAGAGUGAUUUUUAUGUAAUUUUGAAUGAUUGUUUUGACGAAACAAUUGUGCGAUUGUUACGCCACACAUGCCAUUUCAGAGUAACUUUUAAGCUAAUUGUUUGUUUUUGAGGAAAUGAUAAAUUAUUUUGAUGCCAUACAUAUUUCAGAGUGAUUGUUAUGCUAAUUUUAGUUUUGAGUGUUCUGACUAAACAAGUGCGCGACUGUCAUGCCACACAUGCCUUUACAGAGUAAUUUUUUAAAGCAAUUGUAGUUUUGAAUGUUAUUUUUGAUGAAACGAGUGUGUGAUUGUUAUGACACAAGUAGCUUUUCAGAGUGAUUAUCAUGUCAAAUUUAGUUUUGAAUGCUUUCAUGAAAUUAAAAAUAAUUUUGAUGCCAUACAUCUUUCAGAGUGAUUGUUAUGCCAAUUUUAGUUUUGAUUGUCCUCACUAAACAAGCGUGUGAUUGUCAUGCCACACAUACCCUUUCAGCGUAUUUUUUAAAGCCCAUUGUAGUUAUGAACGUUUGUUUUGAUGAAAUGAGUGUGUGACUUGUGAUGACACAAGUGACUUUUUUGAGUGAUUAUCAUGCCAAAUUUAGUUUUGAAUGAUUGUUUUCGAUUAAACAAGUGUUGGAUUGUAUGGCCACUUUGUAGUUUUGAAUUAUUGCUUUGAUGAAACUCAAAAUAAUUUUAUGCCAUCCAUAUUUCAGAGUGAUUGUUACGCAAAUUGUAGUUUUGAUUGUUCUAACUAAAGAAGUGUGUGAUUGUCAUGCCGCCUACCUUUUCAGAGUGAUUGUUAUGCUAAUUGUAGUUUUGAGCGUUUGUUUUGAUGAGACGAGUGUGUGAUUUUUAUGACAAGUAACUUUUCAGUGUGAUGAUCAUGCCAAAUUUAGUUUUGAAUGAUUGUUUUUGAUUAAACAAGCGUUGGAUUGUUAUGCCACUCAUAGUUUUGAAUGAUUGUUUUUGAGGAAAUGAUGAUAAUUAUGAUGCCUACAUAUUUCAGAGUGAGUGUUAUGCCAGUUGUAGUUUAGAUUGUUCAAACUAAAGAAGUGCGCGAUUGUCAUGUCACACAUACCUUUUCAGAGUAAUUUGUAAAACAAUUGUAGUUUUGAAUUUUUGUUUUGAUGAAACGAAUGUUUGAUUGUUAUGAUACAAGUAGCUUUUCAGAGUGAUUAGCAUGCCAAAUUUAGUUUUGAAUGUUUUUCAUGAAACAAGUGUUGGAUUGUUAUCCCACUUAUAGUUUUGAAUGGUUGUUUGGGCGGAAAUGACGAAUAAUUAUGAUGCCAUACAUAUUUCAGAGUGAUUGUUAUGCCAAUUGUAGUUUUGAUUGUUCAGACAAAACAAGUGUGUGAUUGUU
Molecule: messenger RNA, 6939 nt
Organism: Corythoichthys intestinalis (scribbled pipefish)
Lineage: Eukaryota; Metazoa; Chordata; Actinopteri; Syngnathiformes; Syngnathidae
Product: P2Y purinoceptor 14-like
Exons: 5
Coding region: 70-1116 (348 amino acids)
Biological process (GO): G protein-coupled receptor signaling pathway
Cellular component (GO): membrane
Molecular function (GO): G protein-coupled purinergic nucleotide receptor activity
Source: RefSeq, a predicted model, not a curated record